AUGGCAAAGAAGACGUACAGAAAGAUCGCCAGCUCCGCACACUCGGAAAACAUAAGCUUUUUUUCUUCUCUUUUUUAUCAAUGGAUGAACAUUUUGAUGAAGACUGGGAGUGAACGAGCUGUUGAUGAAAAUGAUCUUUUUCCGCUUAAAGAAGAAACCACUUCUUGGUUUUUGACAAAGAAACUUCAGGCAAAAUGGUCCGAAGACAUAGCUGAUAGUAAAAUGUAUGAUGUUAAACCAAAACUUUGGAAAAGCGUAUUGAAGAUGUUAACUGCGAAGGAAAAAAUGAUCUUAGUUUUGACUAUGAGUGUCGAGACACUUUGUCAUAUUCUUCAGCCACUACUUCUUGGAUAUCUUGUGAAAUCCCUGAUGACAGCAGAGCUACACAAUAUGUAUCUUCUCUAUGGCAGUGCCAUCGCACUAGGGAUAAAUGGAGUGAUUUCUUCUGUUGCCACGCACCAGGCUGACUACCACUGUGAGGUGUUGGGUAUCAAAAUAAGCAGCGCCCUUAAAGGAUUAGUGUAUAUGAAGGUAAUGAACAAAAAUGUCAGACUGUAAAAGGUUUGGACCCAGGAGUCAUUUCAAAAGUAGGUUGAGUUUGUUCGUCCAGGUGAACGUAGUCCUGAAUAGGACUGUUGUUGUUGACAGUUACUGACGUUUCGACAACCUGUGCGGUAGUCAUCUUCAGAGUCAAAGUGAGUUGUAUCACGUCAGUUGAUGGUAUUAUACUCGGGUUAUUGAUCUGAUUGGUCAAUUACGUCGCGAUGUUAUUGGUCGUCUGUCAGAUAAGCCGUGAUAUUAUUGGCAAUGAAGUCAAUAGACCCAGAGAACUGACAAUUUGACUAACAAUAGACGACUGUUUAACUGUGACAAUAGACGGAUCGAAACGCACCAAUUACUGAUUACGAGUCUUCAUAGUCAAUAACAUCACGGCUUAACUGACAGACGACCAAUAACAUCGCGACGUAAUUGACCAGUCAGAUCAAUAACCAGAGUAUAUUACCAUCAACUGACGUGAUACAACUCACUUUGACUCUGAAGAUGACUACCGCACAGGUUGUCGAAACGUCAGUCACUGUCAACAACAACAGUCCUAUUCAGGACUACGUUCACCCCGACGAUCAAACUCAACCUACUUUUAAAAAUGUCAGAGACGGCCAGAUGUGUCCACACCGAUGAGGAGGUGGGCUUAAACCUUUUAGUCAGUCCAUUUAAGUCAACUGACCUGGGCCGAAAUAGAGCCUAAGGCAGCGUUCACACCUGGUGCCCCGGCACGGUGCUCGAGUUUUGUACUCGCUUGGCACUAAUGUGUACACACCCUUUUUUAAGAAGUUACGCCAGAAUUCGUGCACCGUGCCUGUGCCCGAGUACAAAGCUACCCGAGCACUCAAGAGGUCACUGGGUCCCUUUGUGUACACCGACUUUUUCAGUUCUAGGGCAAUCCACUGCUUUGUACUAACUGCUAAGCACAAGUUCAAAAAUGGCGCUCGACAGGACGAAAGGAACUUUAUACGCAGAAAACUAUUGAUUGAGCGAGAAAACACACAAGGUUGUUCUUGGCCAAUGUCAAACACGUUUACAAAUCUAUGAUCGAGGGCAUGAUUACGUUCAUACCCAAACGGGACAUGGAAGUCCAGCUUACCGUACUAAAUUGUCCUUUUUUGUAGAAUAGGGAAAAAUAGGCCAUUUCCGAGUUGCGUCAAGAUGUUAUGGCUAGAUAUUCCAGAGCACUUAUCCGUCAAUUUAGAAUCUAUACAAAAACGGGCCCUUAUGAUUGUUUUCCCAGACUAUAGUUAUGAUGAAGCUCUGACCCUCUCUGGCCUUGAGAGUCUUGAGAAAAGACGACUUUCUAUAAGCCGCAGGUCCAUCUCGGCAUGGAGGUUACGCACUCGUCAUGAAGUUAUUAGUGUACCAUACGAUCUUAGAUCCAGCCAUGAAGCCCUUACAUUAGAAUCAAAAAAGAGAAUGAUUUUAUUACCUUUAAAUUUUGAGACUAGUUUCAUAACGCCCAUAACUUUUUUUAUUAUUCAUUCAAAGUAUUUCCCCAAUUCUGAUUGGCUAACAACACACGCAUAAUUCACCUUAACUAGUUACUGAUAAACAAAUUUGGAAGAAUUUUGUGUUUAACGAGGAAAUGAGGUAAAAAAUGCAGCCUUUUACGGGUUAAUGUACCGUUAACCGAGAAGACCUGGGGACGAGAAUGAGUUGUUUACGUUGUAAAAACUAAAAUGGCGGACACUUCACUCGUUUAAAGAGUAAGAACUACGGCUGGAACUAGGCGGAUAGGCGAAAUAAUGGCUAAAAGCAGAGCAAAAACAGCAAGGAGACAAAUCGGAGGGUGACAUCCGCUCUUUGGAGAAUAUUUGCGGAGCUGGACAAACCUUAACGUAAACUAUCGAAGAUAAACUUAACAUCGAUGUAAGUAAGCUUGUUUUAGCUAUGUUUUUAAACUAGAAAUUAUUUUGAAUGAAUAAUAAAACAAUUAUUGAAUUCGACUUUCUUAUCAUAUGAAGAUCCUCGAUCUCCAUAAUUCUUCAUAAGAUGCUCAGCCUCAUUCAUUAAUUGUUCAGUUGUAUUUUACUGCAAAGAGUGGAAAUAAACGAUGUUUAUUUAUGUUUUACAAGCAUCUGUUCACAGGCAAGGGUAAGUGCAGAGCCAUGGAUAUGAAAAUUACUUAAAUCUAAUAAUAUAUUCUCAUGCAAAUAGAACUCAUUUUCAGAGGAAAUGAUAUGCGCUUGGCCUCGUUUUGACAGGGAGAGUUUUGGGAACUCAUACGCUGUGACAACGUUAAUAGUGACAAAGCUAAUAACAUUUUUGCAAAGAUAACUUACGAACUUUAUUUUCUUGUUGCAGACGCUUCUUCUCAGCAAGGAUUCAUUGCUGAGACUUUCAUCAGGUCGAGUCAUUGAUCUCGUAUCAAACGAUGUUCAGCGAAUAGAGAGUGAUACUUUCGUGUACUUUUUUGCUGGAGCUCGAAGCAUCAUACUACUUUUAAUAUUAACCUUUUUACUGGUCUGUUUUGUCGGAUGGCAGGCUCUAACGGGAAUUUUUUUACUGUGUAUUGUUCUGCCAUGUUACCUUUUUUUCGCCUAUGCUGGGGCUUUACUACGCCUGCGUACAGCCGCAGUUUCUGAUCGACGCAUCACGAUGAUUGGCCAGGUUGUUUCUGGAAUCCGCGUCAUCAAAACAAAUGCAUGGGAAGAUGAAUAUAGAGAAAAGAUAAAGAACGUGCGAAGGUAAGGAAAACUUUAACCAUGCAUAAAUAUUAAAAAGGUUCUGAGUAAGCAAUAAUUUUUUUGUCAUAUCCACAAGCAAUUAAUUUUAAACUCACACUUUUUCGUGGUUUGAAGCAGUUGAUAAAAAGAAACCUAGAUAUAAAAUUUAAUAAACUUAAGGUGAUUCCAUAGUAAAAGAACCUAACAUAGAUUAUAGCUGAAACUUGGUACACUGAUGUAAAAAGUCAAGAAGAUGAAAAAAAAGUUAUAAAAAGUGGGGGUCACCGGUCUCGUUUUGACGUCACAAUGCUGACAAAUACGGCUAUUUAGGACCCUUUUACAAAAACCGCGGGGAGCCCAAAACUAGACAAAAAGGAGAGAUUUUUUCGAUGAUACAUGUGGCAUCACACAGAAUUUGACUUUAAUGUAUUGUUUAUCCACUUACGUACCAGAAAAAUGCCUUUUAAUACCCUUGUUUUUACUUUACGCUCCAAUUUAAAAUUAAAUUGGACGGGCGCUUUUCGACCAGUGAUGGCUCAAUCCGUACAAUUUAGUAAAAUUGCCAAAGAACUGAACAUACAUUUGUGACAAUUUUUUUCUCAUCGAAAGAAAGCACUGUCCUUAUUAAAAUCAUGAAAUUAAAAAUGGGGGUCACCGUUCUCGUUUUUGCGGUAGAGCUGCAGAAAGUGCGCACCAAAUGCAUUAUCUCCAAUUUUUGAGAGAGGACUGGGGCGAGUUUCAAAAUAGAAUGUAUGUGAAAGGGGGAAGAAAGCAUUAAAAAAUCCGUUUUUACAGAAUUUACAUCGAGAUGUUACAUUUAGGACACAAUGUGAUAAAGAAAGUGUUUAAAUGAAAAUCAAAGCGAGUAAGCACAAGUUAAACAUCAACUAUCGAGGUUCUCCUAGAGGAGGUCGAACUCAACAACACGCGUACUGCUUACGUUAUGAGCAUUGCCAACACAUUGAGUCUCACCUCGGCAAGAAACAACAGCAAGCAAAAAUUCCAAUAGCGUUUCUCUUCAGUCAACUUCAUUUUAAUAAUGUUACUUCACAUGCUCUUUUUUACGGCGGCCAUCUUGUUAUGCNGGGGUCACCGUUCUCGUUUUUGCGGUAGAGCUGCAGAAAGUGCGCACCAAAUGCAUUAUCUCCAAUUUUUGAGAGAGGACUGGGGCGAGUUUCAAAAUAGAAUGUAUGUGAAAGGGGGAAGAAAGCAUUAAAAAAUCCGUUUUUACAGAAUUUACAUCGAGAUGUUACAUUUAGGACACAAUGUGAUAAAGAAAGUGUUUAAAUGAAAAUCAAAGCGAGUAAGCACAAGUUAAACAUCAACUAUCGAGGUUCUCCUAGAGGAGGUCGAACUCAGCAACACGCGUACUGCUUACGUUAUGAGCAUUGCCAACACAUUGAGUCUCACCUCGGCAAGAAACAACAGCAAGCAAAAAUUCCAAUAGCGUUUCUCUUCAGUCAACUUCAUUUUAAUAAUGUUACUUCACAUGCUCUUUUUUACGGCGGCCAUCUUGUUAUGCGCAGUAAGAGAUGCGCAGUGCAAAACUAGGGAAUCACCUUAAUUUCAUGAAAAUGGAACGGAAAUUUAAGUUUGGUUUAUUAGCUCAUUCCCAGUUCGUCUCAGACCUAACCGACCAAACUUGGCAGUGCUUACUUCCUUAAAAAGGGAGGCGAAGUUUCAAAACUUCAAAAGAUCGCAGCUCAGCUCAGAGAGCACUUGGAGUGGUCUUGGGUUGAGCGAGAGAGACAAAUUCCCUCGUCUUUUCGGGAAUUGACCCAUGAUCGUUGAUGUUUACGCUCACAAGUGACAAGAUUGACAAUUGGGUUGAAAAAAGGAGCCGCGGCCGUGUCUUUAUUGGACUGUCCUCAAAGAGUCUAAAUAGAAACUGGAUGUCUCGUAAUCGACAAGCCUUUCUCGUGUUCUCUUAGCAUCCCGCGUGGGUUAUCACCGCGGUAAAACCCAUAGAAAGUGAGAUCUACCGCCUAAAUAACCAAUAAUAAUUACCAAUAGUUCUUAGAAAAAUCGAAGGGUAAUUCAUUGUCAAAGAUAUCGUGCUAUUUAGUAUCGGAUAAAUCCUCCCUGAUAGCAGUAAAUAUCAAGACAGUCAAUAUCAAAUGAAGUGAUUUUAUUUCCAAGUUCUUAUAAGUAUCAUAUGAAAGCGCCCUAAAGCAUUGUAUCUUUUAACAAGAAUAUAACCUUUCAAGCUCUUUAACAUUACUGAAAAAAUCCUUGUAUUUUAUUUAUAGUGAUGAAAUCGAUUUGACCACUAAGAAGAGUGCUUUUAUGUCUAGCAUUGCUGCUCUCGAAUACAUUUCAACACCAAUGGCAACCCUGGUGACUGUCAUCACUCUUAUACUAACUGGUCAGCCUGUGACACCAGUUAACGUCUUCACUUUCCUCUCAUUUAUCAAUGUUUUAAGUGGGAGCUUCUGUAUGAACUUUUCCUAUGCCUCCAUCCAAACUUACGACGCUUAUGUAUCACUGAGCAGAAUACAAGACUUUCUUCUUUUAAACAAUCUUGAUUCAACGAAAACCACGAUAAAUCCACCAGAGGGAACAGAAGGAUCGUGUUUUUCUAACAACUCGAAGGAAAGUCAGCAAGAAACUAUUUUACGGGUCAGAAAUUUCAAUCAGCAACAGCAACAAAAUGAAUCAGAAGAAUCGUCUUUGCAAUUUAUUGAUUUCACCGCUGAAAAAGGGAGUUUAACAGUCAUAACCGGACCAGUGGGCAGUGGCAAAUCUACUCUUCUGUCAGCAAUUGCUGGGGAAGUACCAGACCAAAACGGGGCUAUAACCUUGAAAGGAACUGUUGUUUAUGUGCCGCAGAUUGCUUGGAUAUUCUCGGGAACUAUUAGAGAAAACAUUUUGUUUGGCGAACAGUACGAGGAGGAAAAGUACAACAGAGUCAUUGAAGCAUGUGCUUUGACUAAAGACAUUGAAAAGUUUCCAGACUUUGACCAAACGAUCGUUGGAGAACGUGGCGUGGUGCUUAGUGGUGGCCAGCGGGCAAGAGUAAGCUUAGCACGGGCAGUCUACGCCGAAGGAGAGCUUUACUUGUUGGAUGAUCCCUUAAGUGCUGUGGACUCUAAAGUUGCCGAUCACAUUUUUAGGGAAUGCAUCAAAGGCUUGCUUGGAAAGAAAACUCGGUUAAUAACGUCUCAUCAAGAACGAAUCAUGCGUGACGCCGACAACGUAAUUGUAUUAUUUAAAGGUCGAGUAUUGAGCCAGGGAAAUUUCACUGAGCUAAAUGAAAGUGGUAGCCUGAAUAAAACUGUCGAUCCAAUUUACGAAAAGGCAAACAAAUCGGAUAUUAGCGUUGGUGAGGACGAUAAAGACGAAGUAGAAAUUUCUGACAUGAGUGGUACACCUGUACCGAAAGAAGUGCAGGGUCUCCACUUAUCACAAGAAGAUCGCGCCAUUGGAGUGGUGUCAUCAGGACUUUACUGGAACUACUUUAGAAGCGGAGUUCCUUUGCUGGUAAUCAUCGCAGGAAUUUGCUUAUGUUUAAUAAGUCAAGGUAAGGUGCGCUAAGAUAAUAAUAACUGAACCUUACCACCACACAUUUUUUUAUCCCUGGGAGAGUGCGGAUGACCGAAUCCGAGCAACCUGAAACUCUAUAACCUAACUGCAUAUGAUUGGAUCUUCUUAUAAAUCGAUUUGUUGUAUUGAAAAGCUAGUGACUGCAUUAAUUUUCUGUUGCUGCUUCAUUUUUUUGGUUCUUUUGUUUUGUUUGUUUGUUUGUGUGCUUGUCUGUUUUUUUUUGUUUGUUUGUUUGUUUGUUAUUUUGUUUUAAUAACAAUAAAUAAUGGCUAAGCAGGUUGCAAAGUAUUUGUGGAAAAGAUCGUCUUUAAACUUAAGUUGAUUUAAUACAUUCAUGUUUUAUUUUGAAGCUGUAGCUGGGCAUUCUGCUCACUCAAUAGCUUUCUCCUAACUUAUGUCCCGGAUUGAAUACAAUCUCAAGUUUUCAGUUCUCGGUUUCCAUUGGUUAGCAUGGACUUUGGCUUAAAUCACUUUGGCUAGCAUAGUGAAAUUAGGUCUUUAUUAUUUAUUGGUUCUUCAUCCAUUCGAUCUAACCAGUCAGAUUUGGUUUAUUAAGAGCUAAUCAGAUUCGAGUAUUUCUUUUUAAUUGUUAUCGUUCUAUUGCAUUUAAAACUAAUGAGAGCUACUAUCUAUCUUCAAAUGAAAAGUUUCUGCGACUGCGUAUUCGAAUAGCCCUCUACUGGAAAAUUCAAAUGCAAGGCAGCUAUCAAUGUAUUCUUCACAUGAUUUCUGCCCGUUGCCAGGAAUAAUUAUGUUGAGUUGUAAGGAUAUUGACAAAUGAAAAAACGUGACUGGUCACUGGGGAAAGGCUGUCAAAGUCUGGUGAAAAUAAACUUCAUUCAUUCAUUCAUUCUUCUCGUUUUGCCAUUAACCACAUACAAAUACAACAACAAUAUAUAUAAAUUUAUAACACAUUAAAGAUAAUAUGCACUAUUCCAACUAAAUUACUUACAAAAUUAAAUGUUUUGAGUGGUUGUUACAAGGAAGCCUAUAUAAAAGCCGGGGACUUAUAAACUAUACGCAUCCUGGACUAUAGGGUAAACCAAAUAUGCAAGUUCAAGGUACUGAAUGAAUUAAUUGUACGGAAUUGAAUGAAUUAAUGCGGACAAUACAUAUAUCCAUGAAUACUAAAUUUCAGUGUGAGUAUUGUCAAUGUUUUACAUUCAAAAGAUGCGAUAAAUUCAAGCUAAGAUGUACUAGUCACGGAGGUAUGAGAAGUGCCCAUUAUUUUGGAAAAAUUAGUAUAAGGUCAAAACAAUGAAGUUGUAACGAAGAUUUUUGACAGGUUCGUAGGAUGGGUUUGUCUUGAAGUUUCAAGGUGUUGCAGUGAAUCAAUCUUAAUGAAAGUUUCAGACAUUUUUAUAUACAUUAUGAAGAUUAUGUGAAGAGAUUUUAAAAAAAUUCGUCCGCGUCUCUUCAGAUAUACAAGAAAGCGCUAAAAGUCCACAUUUUGACUGAAGUUGCACUUAGACAGGUGGUGAGAAAACGGGUUAGUUUUUAAGAUCGCAAGAACGAAAGUACACCAAAAUUUCCUAGCAUCGAAAUAUGAUAUUUAGCAGCAUUCUGACGCUACUUAAGAAUUAUUUAGUUAUUUAUAACGUUUUUUUAAAUGAUGUAUCACGGCUAUUGAAAAUUUAAGGUUUGAAAUAUAUUUUCGUUUUAGUCGAAUUCAAACAUACAGAAUUUUUUACUUCUUACGGAGAUUGUUUGCUUAACACCAAACUUUCAGCUCCUAGUGUUGGAUUUUUAGUCGCAAGUCUAGAUCACACAAAAUUCGGCUUUUAAGCAUUUCAGAAUUCAAGAUUUCAGGACGUAAAUUAAAAUCUUUGUGGGAAAAAAACUAUGUUUGUGUCAUGAGCAAAAGGAAUAAAGUCCGCCACCUUUGACACAUUGCACAGAUCAUUAAUAAGAAGCAGAAAGAUCAGGGGGACUAGUAUAGAGCCCUGAGGCACCCCGCACUUUUUCGCAUGCCUCUGAACUGAUACCAUUAAAUUCCACAUAUUGUUGUCUAUUGCUUAGAUAGCAUUUGAACUAUCUAUUAAGUGCAGUGCCUCGAACACCAUAAUGCUCUAAUUUUGAAGUUAAAAUGUUAUGUAUUCCUUAUUUUCAAUAGCGGUAGAGAUUUUGUCAUAAAAACAAGCAAGAGCAGAAGCAGUGGAGUGAUGCUUACGAAAACCAUAUUGAUUGACAGAGAGAUUGUUAUGAUUAUUAAAAAAGCCUUAAAAGACCAUUGUACAUUACCCUCUCUAGAAUUUAGAGAAUGCUCGUAAAACAGACACAGGUCUUUCUAGCCUUUUUUGUAAGUUACAAAAAAUAAAAAUAAAAAAAAUGAGACCAUAUUCAAACGUUGAACUUCAUGUAGGAUUAGAAAAGACGCGAAAACAACCAGCAUAUAACAAGCCACAACACACCAUCUUUGUUUCAAGGUCGCAAAUUAAUGCCAGUCUUCUUCAUAGACACCCAAAAAUGUAUGACUAAUAACAAUAAUAAUAAUUUAAUUACUUCUAUUGCGCAGGUAAUCAUAAAAAUGAUCAGAUGCGUAUUACAUUAGUAAUAAAAGCAUAAAAAACCUACAAACCUAUUUCAAUAGGCAAAACAAUAAGCCCACAAUAGAAGUCUAAAAUUUCGAUUUGUAACAAUUAAAUUCAUUCAACCAUAAGCAAACUUAAAAAAGGUACGGCUUAAGAUUGCUCUUAAAAGUAUUCAAGUAUAUAAUAUCGCGAAGCUCACGCAGUAGAGCAUCCAUAACUUGACGAUCUGAGGUUAUAUGCGCUUUGCGAUUUCAAAGAAACUAAGUUCUGAAUGUAUGUAGGGGUUAUACCAUAGAUAGCCUUGAAUGCAAAUAGCAAAAUCUUAAAAUGAAUGCGCUGUUUUAACGGAGGCCAAUGUAGCUCAUACAUCAGUGGUGUAAUAUGGCUGAAGCACGGACGGUGGAGCGCAGCAAACAAGCCUCCAGAACUAUUACUCCAUUCGUUUCUGACCAUUAUUUUUCUUAUAUUUCCUUUAGCAAUGCUUGUUUCCUGCGAUGUGUGGCUUUCCCUUUUGACAAAGACACACCCCAAGGAUCAAAAGAACGAGACAAGCCUUAUCAUCUAUGGCUCUCUUGUUGGGGCAUCUUUCAUAUUUCUCAUCAUUCGAGCAUUUAGCUUCUAUCUGGUAUGUUUACGAUGUUCUGAACGUCUUCAUGAUAAAAUGGUUGCGGCUAUUCUACAGGCACCAGUCGUAUUCUUCGAUUCAAAUCCCGUGGGAAGAAUUAUGAAUCGAUUCUCUAAAGAUAUAAGUUGUAUGGAUGAUGUACUACCUAAAACGUUUCUGAGAGCAAUCCAAAGGACCUUGCUGAUGUUCACCUCAAUACUUCUACCAACUGUCAUAAACCCUUGGCUUCUGUUUGCUCUUACGCCAAUAGCUGUGUUAGCGGGAGUUAUUUCAAGAUAUUACUUAAAGACGUCAAGGGAGCUGCAAAGGCUGGAGUCAGUUAGUCGUAGUCCAGUCUUUUCUCACUUUUCAGAGACACUGGAUGGACUGGACACAAUUCGGACGAGAAAAAAAGAAAAAGAUUUCGUGGAUGAAUUUUGCAGGUACUUUACUCAUUUUUUUGUCUUUGUUGUUGAAUAAUUUUGAUAUUUGUAAUCUGAAUAGCUCAAGUUUAAAAUGAGUAACUCCUCGAUUAAUUAGUCAGUCAAUUGGGUAGUCAGGUAGACUUGCUAUUGAAAGUCUAGGUAGUCAGGUAGGUAGUCGAUUUGUAACACGAUCGCCGUGUGGUUUCAUCGGGGUGAUUAAUGUGUUGCUACCAUUAGGUCUCAGUUAUCUUAACUAGGCUGUUUUGGUAACGUUACUCUGGGACGAUCACCUGGGAUUUGGACAAGCUAGCUCUCCAGAUUAUGACGUCUUUUUACAUUCUUCUUUUAUCAUAUGACAAGGCGUUUUAAUGCAAAAGAUUCUUUUUUCAAAGAAUGUCAAGAUCUUCAUACUAAGUCAUACAUUAUGGUUUUUGCCAGCCAGCGCUGGCUUGGUGUACGCUUGGAUUGUCUCUCCGCUCUUUUGACUGCUGCAACGGCUCUUGCUUCAGUUAUUGUAUCACAGGAUGCUGGUAAUUAUACUUGCAUAUGUAAUCAGCAAAUUAAUCCAUGUUUAUAUGAGCUGUUAAAUUUCUUAGAACACAUGAAUCGUAGGGCCAGCUAUUUGGAACCACUAGGGGCGGAGCGGAAGUUGACGUAUGUCAUCAUAUUCCACUCGGUAGUAAUUGGUUGGCCUGUUUCUCUUUCUUAAGGAUGUCACGUAAGAGUAUCAUUGACAGAAACAUUUGGCUGCGGAAAUGGGCUCAUUGAAUCGCUCAUAUUAGCCACGAUUUCUCAUAUUUUCCCUGAAAAUCCGCUUAUAAAGCUCUUUAGAUGCUAUUCUGCUCACCCGGUGUCAGUUGUGAGAUUUACCGGCUUUGAAAAGCUGUUUCAGUCGGCUCUAAAAUCAAGUCUCGCUUUCCCGGUUCGCCACGAAGUGCUUGUAUCAGGAAGAAAAAAUCCUGGCGCCCAGGGUAGCGAGGGACAGGUGCCCAGAAAAAUCUUCUUGCUAAAAAAGGGGGAUGGAAAUUGCACCCACCCCCAGCCUCACCUUAGCCCUCUUAGGGAUAAGUUCUCGAGAAUGCUUUUUUGGAACGCCAGGCAGACUUUCUAGGCAGAACAAAAUCCGUUCGAUUGUUCCGUACUAACAACCGCGCAAAAGAUUCUUACUUGUCCUGAACAGGAUAGCAUUUCCGACCAAGGGCCCGUUUCUCGAAAGCCCCGAUAGCUUCUCGGGACCGGAAAGCUGUUUUAUCUUGGCCGUGUUUGCAUUCAAGUUCAAAGUUUCAAUAACUAUUGAAAAUGAUGCAAUGAAACUAUCAGUUAAAGAAGCAAAAUUGAUUGGUUUCGGUGAGCUAGGAACUGUUACUAUUCAAUUGGUUUUGAUUUUAAAAUUUGCCUUCCAGCCCGAAAAGUUUGCGGGCCUUUCGAGAAACAGGCCCCUGGACAUAUUACCCGAAAAUGUUAUUUAUGGUUGAUGAACCAUAGCUUAAUAAACGUAUUCACCUGUUUUUUUUUAGCUUUUACCGGUCUGGCAUUGGUUUAUGUAGUUCAAAAUAUGGUUUGGACUCAAUAUGCAAUUAAGAAAUCAGUUGAAGUCGAAACUCUGAUGACAUCAGUUGAGCGAGUAAUGACGUACACCGAGCUUGAACCUGAACCUGGAUACAAAGUGGAACAAAAACCUCCGGAAAUCUGGCCACGUGAGGGUAAUAUCGCGCUUAAAGACGUAUGCCUGACGUACUAUCCGGGUGGUCCUCAAAGUUUAAAGAAUAUCACACUUAACAUCAAUGGGGGAACCAAGAUCGGGAUUGCGGGUCGGACGGGCGCAGGGAAAUCUUCCUUCGUGGCGGCUCUAAUGCGCAUGCCUGAACCCGAUGGAGACGUAUUUAUUGACAAUGUCAAUGUAAAAGACAUUACCCUCAAAGAAUCUCGACGAGCAAUAACCGUUCUUGGACAAAAUCCUGCCCUUUUUAGUGGAACGGUGAGACAAAAUCUUGAUCUGAUGGAGCAAUUUGAAGACGCGGAACUAUGGCGAGCUUUAGAACAGGUGCAGAUGAAAAGUCUUGUAGAGAAUUUGCCAGGCCAGUUGGAUCAUGAAUUAUUGGAGCAUGGGGCAAACUUUAGUGUUGGAGAAAGACAACUUAUCUGCUUGGCUCGAGUGCUGCUGCAGCAAAAGAAAAUCGUCAUUUUGGAUGAGCCAACUGCUCACGUGGAUCCGGAUACAGAGCAAACGAUCUGGAAUAUAGUACAUGAGAAAUUGGAAAAUGCCACGGUUAUCACCGUUGCACAUCGUUUGAACACAAUUAGAGACUGCGACAAGAUUUUAGUUUUAAAGAGUGGCGAAGUGGAAGGGUUUGAUAGCUUUGAUGUACCUGUGAAUAGAAAAGGAGGAAUUUUGAGUAAAAUGGAUCAUGCACCCAAGGAAGACACAUAA
Porites evermanni is the source of this 12749-nucleotide messenger RNA. The record is from the annotation of a GenBank genome assembly. NCBI's taxonomy places the organism in Eukaryota, Metazoa, Cnidaria, Anthozoa, Scleractinia, Poritidae.